Messenger RNA from Microthlaspi erraticum, 225 nucleotides. NCBI's taxonomy places the organism in Eukaryota, Viridiplantae, Streptophyta, Magnoliopsida, Brassicales, Brassicaceae. The record is from the annotation of a GenBank genome assembly.
AUGUCUAGAUCCAUCUUUUUGGCUGCUUGCAUCAUCCUUAUUCUAGGGAUGAUGGUGAGCAAUGUUCAAGGAGCAGCUCGUUGUCAGCAGUUUUUAGAUGAAGUAAAAUGUGGAAUUGGCAAUUGUUCGGCUAUGUGCCUACAAAAAUGGAAGGGAAGUGGCGUUUGCGUCAAAGGAAACGACCACACUUUGAGAUGCCUUUGCUAUUAUCCAUGCCCUGCUUGA